This is a messenger RNA of Penicillium atrosanguineum, 1101 nucleotides long. Its product is annotated as alpha/beta hydrolase. The record is from RefSeq and is a predicted model, not a curated record. Bases 1 to 1101 code for a protein of 366 amino acids. NCBI's taxonomy places the organism in Eukaryota, Fungi, Ascomycota, Eurotiomycetes, Eurotiales, Aspergillaceae. The transcript is spliced from 2 exons. Gene Ontology annotation, molecular function: hydrolase activity.
AUGAUUUUUUCUUCAUUGUAUUCGCAUUAUUCGUCCAGAAAACUCAUCAUUGAUCUGCAAACUCCCUUCACGAUGUCGAUCAAAAGCGAUAUCACCCUUGACAUAUCCAAGUUCCGGCCGGAGAACGUCACGGAGUCAACAAAGAAAGCUGCAGCUCUCCUGGAAAACAUCACCACCAACGGGCCCCGAUGGUGGGAGGUAGGCAUCGAAAAAUAUCGUGAGAUGCGGGAGCUUGGUCAGACUCCGCUGCCCAAGCCUGUCUAUCUCCCGGAGGCUCUCGAUGGCUCUGUUCCUUCGCGUGACGCUGGCCGUGAGGUCCCCAUCCGCAUCUAUAAGCCCGAUAAUGGCCGGCCCAGCAAAGGUGUCUUACUGCACUUUCAUGGGGGCGGUUUCGUGCUGGCAACGCACAAACACUCCGAUGGCAGCCUCCGGGAAUACGCCAACAAGUGCCAGCUAACAGCCGUUUCAGUCGGAUACCGUCUGGCACCGGAACACCCCUACCCAGCUGCCAUGCACGAUGCCGUCGAUGCCGCCGAGUACAUGGUGGACCACGCCAUGGAGGUGUACGGCGGCCCCCUGCGCUUUCUCGCUGGAGAAUCAGCAGGAGCCUGUCUCGCCGUUCUUUCAGCCCUGCAGCUGAUGCGGUCACGGCUGUCUUACAAACUGUCGGGUCUCGUUCUUCCAUACGGCUUAUUUGAUCUGGCGCUCGGGCUUCCAACGGUGGCGGCUUCGACAAAGCCUCUCAUGAUAAAUUUGGCAAUUUUGGAGCGAUAUAACAGUGCAUACGUGCCGGGCAUGAGCACCGCCGAGCGCAAGCAUCCCUUUGUGUCACCACUAUAUGAGGAGCUUCAGACACUAGUUGCCGGCUCCUCCACUGGAUCAUUGCCUCCUGCUCUCUUCCUCUGUGGCACAGAGGAUCCAUUGCUUGACGACACGAUCCUGAUGAGCUCUAAGUGGAGUAUUGCUGGUGGUGAGGCUAUCGUCAAGUUUUACCCUGGUGCCACUCAUGGUUUUACUGUGUUUCCCGGUUUGCCUGUGGCAGAGGAGGCAAAUGCGGUCACCCUAGAGUUUAUGCAAACGAAAUUGAGCGACUCGCCGUGA